CAGCGUUUCACCAAAAAUGGCGUCACAAAAUGUCCGACACUGACUCUCCGGUCUUUAACUUGAUAAAGUAUUUAUAACGUGAUGAACAGAAAAGUUUGAAGAUGAAAGUUAUUUUGCUGUCUGCUAUACUUUCUCUUCAUAUUCUGAUUUGCGUGUGUGACACGGGGCAAACCGCCGACAAUAAACAACAACAAACAGGAGACAAUGCAGAUCUGAAGGCAAACGAAGAACUGAUAUGGAAGAAAAUGAGGAGUUCUCUACUGUAUAUACAGGCAUCCGAUCGAGACAGGUUUUUGAUGAGGUGUGGAGGGGGCUAUACAUGUACCCAAAAGAAUAUCUCUAGUAAUAAGUGGCUGGCGGGCACGGGGGAUGUAGCGAAGACACGUUUCUGGCAUACAUACUCGUGCUUUAAAGCCAAAGACAUCAAGACCUGUCCAGUCGACGGAGUGUGGGGCGCGUGGAGUCCUUGGAGUAAAUGUUCGGCAAAAUGUGGAAAGGAGGGGAACUCUACCAGAAUUCGCCAGUGUGAUAACCCUCUCCCAAUAAACGGAGGCCUCGCCUGUUCUGGAUACAAAACCAUGUCUAGUAUCUGUCGGGGUAAAUGUAACCAAAGCGUUGGACAGGUGGCGGCCUUUUCGAAGUCGAUGGCUUUUCUGAUCGUUAUCCAUAAGGCCCAUCCCCGCCUGGGUUCUCUCUGUCUGAAGAACCACUGUAUGUACGGCCAGGUAGCCAGUGUGUUACACGGCGGAGAUGCGGAGAGGUAUUGGUCAAGUUUGCAGUGUUUUAAGUAUAAAAGGGCUUGCCCGGUGGACGGAGGCUGGAACUCCUGGACAUCCUGGUCGAACUGUGAACCCAAGUGUGGGCCUGGUAUCCAUUGGAGAAUUAGGAACUGUACGAACCCAACUCCAGUAAACAACGGAUUCAUUUGUCGGGGUCCUUUCUACGAGGAGAAGCCUUGUGUAGGAAGAAAUUGUUCUAAACUAGAUUUUGCUUUGGGAGCUUACCUAUCUGAGUGGACAGUGUUCGGACCUUGCUCUGUCAGCUGCGGGCAGUAUGGUGUGAAGGAAAAACGACGUUUGUGCUUGAAACGGGAUAGAUGUGCCGAUAUACAGAGGAGAAAAAUAACCGCAGUAGUCAUUAGGAAACCCUGUUUUCGCGGACCAUGCACUCCAAUUGAUGGAACUUGGUCCAGUUGGUCACCAUAUACUGAAUGUUCAGCAGUCUGUGGAAAGGGCCGGCAAAUCCGCAUACGAACAUGCAAUGGUUUGCACUCGUCGGGUAGAACAGUUUGUGUAGGACAAUCCCUCAACGUCACUUCCUGUGAGAAGAAAUGCGAGAAAAAUAAUACUCUGACCCAUGGGACAGCAGAGGCAACAGCCCAAUCUUUUGUUCCAGUACACACCACACCUCCAAAGGCCUGGAGAACUGACUUUAACAAUCCGUACAUUUACGAGUUGGAGCCUGACCGAAUCGGUAUUUUUACUCAAUGGUCGCACUGGUCAUCUUGUUCAAAGUCAUGUGCUAUAGGACAGCGGUCAAGAUACCGGAAUUGCACUUUGGGAGGGCAGUGUUACGGAGAGCUGAGACAGGUUCUCUUCUGUCACACCGAGACAUGUCCAGUGAACGGAGGAUGGAGUGAAUGGUCGUCAUGGACACACUGUAGCAUCACCUGUGGAGAAGGAAAGAAGAAGAGAUAUCGGAAGUGUGAUAAGCCGCUUCCCCAGUUUGGUGGAACAUGUUUUGGGAAUAAGGAAGAAACAAAAAUAUGCAAUCCUGGAAAAUGCCAAUGGCUCCCAUUGGACUUUGCGCACUGGACAGCGUGGUCUCACUGUAGCAAAACGUGCGGAGUUGGUGAACGAAUAAGGUCUAGGAACUGCAAACUGGAUUCGAAAUACACAAAAGAUCGCCAGUACCUGCCAAUGUUGCAAAGGAGAGUCCCGAUAUGUAUAGCACGUGGGAACAACAGAUUUAGUGGGAGGUGUGCACAGAUGCCUUGUCCAGUCGUUGGUGACUGGGCUCAUUGGGGAUCCUGGUCCACAUGCAGUCAUUCGUGCGGGAAAGGAGUCCACUUUCGGGACAGAACAUGCUCCGAUCCCGCACCUUUGUACGGGGGAAGCUAUUGCAAAGGUCAGGGGUCAGAAGUUGCCCCCUGUUUCCAGGGUCCUUGUCCAGACGGAGAAGACAUAGGUGUGAGACUGAAUGGUAGCAGUGGGUUACUAUAUGCACCUUUCCACAAGCCCCAGCCGUACUUGAGUCUCUACCUGGUACUGAAUCCUCUACGUCCCAAUGGGACCGUUGUGCACAGGUCGCGGAUAUGUCAGCUGGAAAAAUGUCGUCAUGGUGUGAAUGUGUCUUUAGUGGAUGGUAAACCCCGCGUAGAGGUAGUCAGCAGAAGGUCAAGGAUAGUCAUCAUGUCUAGUACCCCUUUACAGGUUAAAGAAUGGCAUACAGUUUAUGUUUAUUUAUCCCAACACCAUGGAUUUCUGAGGAUCAAUAAUGGUGCUCACAUUCGUGCCAAGUACCACCCAAAGCCGUCCGUCCCGAUCAACUAUGACAGCGGGAUGACACUAGGGGCGGAUUCAAACGAAGGGUUUGUCGGUGUGAUUGCGGAGUUCAAGGUUAACUACCAGGUCCUGGGUUUACAACGAAUGGCAGGGUGGAGCGGCUACGGGAUGCCUGAGGAGGAAAGAUUAACACAGAGCGUUCGUGUUGAUCCCGUUGCAAAAUACCCCAAAUUUAAAGGGGACACGUACCUGAAGCUAUCCAUAAAAACCCUUCAAUCAUUACAUGUCCAGAUGUCAAUAUGGCCACAAAAGUUGGAGGGCCUCGUGUUGUUCAAUAAAGGGAGGAUUCCCGGGUCGUUUAUGUACUUAAUGAUACACAUGGGGACGUUCCGUUAUUGUUUUAACUGUGGACGCCAAUCCGUGUGUGAAAGCAUACAAGAUGCAGAGGCGAUGCGCUGGUACCAUUUGUCGAUUGUCUUGACCGCUACCAGGUCCAUCAUUCGUGUAAACUUGGGGAAGGCGGUCCAGCUAACCUCUCCGGGACUACCUUACCACCCCGGCUCGCACGUAUUUGUGGGUGGAGGUGAGAAACACGACUGGGUCGUAUUUACUGCUAUCACGGGCAUAGACCGAGGAUUCUCAGGAUCCAUCCACGAGGUCACAAUCAAUGGUCAGUCAUACGGACUGUGGAACUUGCCUCUGGUGGACAACAGGGGCUUCAUGAACACCGAUGGCGUCAGUUCCACGGAGAAGACGAUGGAAGUUGUGGAGCGAAGCGAUAGUAAAGUCGUACUUAAAUGUGAUUUCUCCCGUUAUGUACAUUCUGGAAAUGAUGUCUCUGUGGAAUGGUUCCAUGUAGACAAGAAAAUCAAGACUGGUCCUGGCCAAAAGAUUGUCCCAAGGUUGCCAGGAGACUCCUACCUCGGAUCACUUACCUUGUCCGCCAAACAUCACGAAUCAGGACUAUAUGUGUGUAUCGUCCAGUACGGUGGACAGCUAGCCAAUCACAUUGCUUUCGUCCUCACUAAGGACGACACUGACCGCGUAUACAGUGCUGUCAAUAAGGAAAUGACCGCAGUACAGGGAUUUUCUCAUAUUUAUGGCCUUUUUUGCUCUAUUUUCCCUCAUAUGUUUUGCACUUAAGAUGUUUCAAUUGGCAAAGGAAGAUGGUAUACGCCCUAUAAUUAAAAAAUUAAAGGAGUUUAAAGCAAGAACGACAGGAGGUAAAGACAAACCGGAGGCAAUGUUUCCACAGCCGCCAGGGGUAGACGACCUUGACAAGGCUGACCUGGUUUCCAACGAAAAAACUGAUGAAUCUGACGGAGAUUCCAAUGUCGAUAUCAAAGAUGCACAUGACAAAUUAUCCGACAGUUCUGUACCUGGUGAUAUUGAGAUUAACCUUCAAUCUUCGUCCAACUCCGAAGGCGACGGUGAUG
Molecule: messenger RNA, 3940 nt
Organism: Pecten maximus
Lineage: Eukaryota; Metazoa; Mollusca; Bivalvia; Pectinida; Pectinidae
Product: SCO-spondin-like
Exons: 24
Coding region: 102-3647 (1181 amino acids)
Source: RefSeq, a predicted model, not a curated record